This is a messenger RNA of Oncorhynchus tshawytscha (Chinook salmon), 1882 nucleotides long. It is a transcript of the gene gpr142, whose product is annotated as G protein-coupled receptor 142. The record is from RefSeq and is a predicted model, not a curated record. Gene Ontology annotation, molecular function: G protein-coupled receptor activity. Gene Ontology annotation, cellular component: membrane. Lineage: Eukaryota; Metazoa; Chordata; Actinopteri; Salmoniformes; Salmonidae. Gene Ontology annotation, biological process: G protein-coupled receptor signaling pathway.
AUGGCAGGCAGUGUGUAUGUGGGCGAGCGGAGAACGACCAAGGUCAUGUUUGAUUGGCCCAACAUAACAGUGCCCAGCUCUUCAGAGCAGGGUCUGAAACCAGGAGACGGGGAUCUGCAGAGGUCUACAUGUGUCCUGGGCUUCUUCCCUGUCAUCUAUUAUAGCUCCCUCCUCUGUGUGGGAGUACCAGUAAACAUACUGACUGCAGUGGCUCUAUCCCGGCUGGCAGCCCGUACUAAGAAGGCUAUGCAUGUGUACCUGCUGGCUCUGACAGGCUCUGACAUCCUCUCCCAGCUCUUCAUUAUCUUCGUGGGCUUUCUGCUAGAAACAGCUGUGUUCCACCGUGAAGUCCCCACCCUCCUCCUGCGCUCGGUUAGCAUGGCAGAGUUUGCUGCCAACCACGCCUCUAUCUGGGCCACCGUACCCCUAACUGUGGACCGCUACGUGGCACUGUGCCAUCCGCUCCUCCACCGCCAGAUCAGCUACCCGGCACGAGCGUGGCGGAUUAUCACUGUCGUCUUUUCCCUGGCGCUGUUGUCAGGCAUACCAUUCUUCUGGUGGUCUGACAUGUGGCGCGUUGCCCGCCCGCCCACCUCCCUGGACUCUGCCCUCAUAUGGACACACGUUAUGAUAAUCUACUUCCUGCCGUGUAGCAUCUUCCUGGUUCUGAACUUGCUGAUCAUUCACCGGCUGCAGGUGCGGCAGAGACAGGUCCCGUGCAAGGAGGAGCGUGGUGGUAGCGGGGCCCGGUUGGCUCCGCAGCGGUGCCUGGGUAAGAGCACCGCCAUGCUGCUCGCCAUUACCUCCGCGUUCGCCAUCCUUUGGGCCCCCAGGACUAUAGUGGUCAUCUAUCAUCUAUACGUGUCCUCGGUCCACAAGGACUGGCGGGUCCACCUUGCCUAUGACCUAUCUAACAUGCUGGCCAUGCUCAACACUGCAGUCAACUUCUUCCUCUACUGUUUCGUCAGUAAGCCAUUCAGAGCAUCCGUGAGGGAUGUUCUGUUGCUCAGGGGGGGUCCGUGGUACCACCGAAGGAUAAUCCACAACCAGCAGGCCCAAGACAAAGCCUCUACGUCCUUGCUGUCUAGCGGGACAAACGCUCACACCGAGACUACCAACCGCAUCCCCCUAACACCCUGCAGGGCUAACGAGACCAUGUGACCCUGACCUUGAUCCUUAAUCCUGAGAUGAGACCCCUCUAAUUGAGACAAACCCCCUCGUCCACCCCAUCUCUCCAUCCCCUCUAUUAUGCCAUUCCUCCAGCCCAUGAACAAUAUGACUUCGACCUUAACUAUGGGACCUCCCUAAUUGAGACAAACCCUGUACCCUCUUCCCUCCUUCUCCUAUUCCAUGCCUCUAUCCGUCCCCUCCAUCCCCCCAUUCCACUGUCCCCCCAACACCCCAUCACAGACCAAGUGACCUUGAAGUUUAGACACCCCCUUAAUUGAGACCAAACCCUCCACUCACCCCAUCCCCUCAUCCCACGAACCAUGUGACCUUCACCCUGAGACCCCAGAUCAACUCCCUUUACCCAUCCUCUUAUUGCCCCAUCUCUCUAUCCCUCCAUCCCACCAUCCAUCCCCCUAUCCCACAAUUGCCCUAAGCACUUAUGACCUCUGAACCACAGAGAACCACAGAGUGCAUUCCAGCCAUGUUCCGUGGACAGCUGCCAAUCACCCUUUGAGGUGAACAUUCUCAAAGGGCCUUUUCCUGAACUGUUGUUGGGCUCAAAACAAGCAGAAUGUUUUCUGAUUCAACAUGUUAUUUAUUAUGUCUAGUGGGAAUCAGAGAGAAGAGACGCUGUGAAAAGAGAUGAUGCUUUCAUCAUGUGCAUGCUACUUAAAGUGAAUGGCUCAUCUAUCUACUUACACAUUGAGCAUAG